AUGGCACCAACCAGGAUGGAAACCAAACCGCUCAUCUUGUGUGUGAAGAUCCUGCUGCUCUUCUACUCCUUCGUCUUCUGGGUGACAGGUGUGAUCCUGCUCGCAGUGGGCUUAUGGUGGAGGUUCAUGUUGAGUCCUUACACGUUGCUGAUCUCCAGCGCACCUUCCAACGCCCCAUUUGUCCUCACCGGCACCGGCCUUGCCAUUGUGCUCUUCGGCCUGUUUGGGUGCUUUGCCACCUGCAGGGGACGCCCUUGGAUGCUCAAGCUGUACGCAGUCUUUCUGACUUUGGUCUUCUUGAUCGAGCUCAUCGCUGGAAUCUCAGGCUUCAUCUUUCGCCACGAGAUCAAAGGCAAGUUCCUCACCACAUACAGCGAGGCUGUGCUCCGAUACGACGGACGAAGCGACAGCAGUGUGGCUGUGGACGAUGUCCAACGCAAAUUGCAAUGUUGCGGCGUUCAUAACUAUACCACCUGGUUCGCCAGUGACUCCUUCCACACCGGGGGAAUCCCGGUCACCUGCUGUCUGUCUUUAUCCGACUGCAACCAAGCAGACUUGAGGAACGCCACUCUGGCAGCUCGCAAAGUCCACAAGCAGGGUUGCUACGAGUUGGUGACUUCCUUCAUCGAGCGCAACAUGGGAAUCGUCGCCGGGGUCACCUUCGGGAUCGCCUUCUCACAGCUCAUUGGCAUGUCGUUGGCCUGCUGUCUGUCCCACUUUAUCAACGCUAACCAGUACGAGAUGGUCUGA
This is a messenger RNA of Syngnathoides biaculeatus (alligator pipefish), 750 nucleotides long. Its product is annotated as tetraspanin-7-like. The transcript has 7 exons. Bases 1 to 750 code for a protein of 249 amino acids. Gene Ontology annotation, cellular component: membrane. Lineage: Eukaryota; Metazoa; Chordata; Actinopteri; Syngnathiformes; Syngnathidae. The record is from RefSeq and is a predicted model, not a curated record.